Molecule: messenger RNA, 2238 nt
Organism: Anopheles maculipalpis
Lineage: Eukaryota; Metazoa; Arthropoda; Insecta; Diptera; Culicidae
Exons: 5
Coding region: 1-2238 (745 amino acids)
Biological process (GO): sensory perception of smell
Molecular function (GO): odorant binding
Source: RefSeq, a predicted model, not a curated record
AUGGGGACGAACCAUGCUAGCGGUAUUUUGGUAUCGUUGCUGAUACUAGCUACACACUGUGCAGUGAUACUAGCUGCACCAAGUACCGGUCAUGGUUAUGAGACGAAAAGCUUCCCCCAAGCUUAUCUCGAGUGUCUCCAAUAUCUGAACAUUACGCGCCAGUCAAUAUACGCGUACAAUACCACAGCCGUACCUAGCAACACCGGUGGCAACUGUUUGAUGCGUUGCAUCGGUCUAAACACUCGCUGGUGGAACGAUGAGACGGGUCUGAACGAGAAGGCAUUGGUACGCUUCUUCCGCCAAACGGAUCCCAACUCCCUGGAGCAGGCACGCACCUGUCUGGCGACGGUUUCCAAUGCGUCCGGUACCUGUGACGCGGCUUAUCGGACGUUCCGUUGCUACAGUGACGCACUUGGUGAAGUCAUCGCGCACCCGGAGUAUGUAGCACCGUGCAGGGCAGAGAUACAGCGAGCAGUGAGCGAUUGUGCUACGAUGCUGCAGAUAUCCGACGGUCAGCUUGCAUCGUGCGUUGGUACCGAAACGUUUUUGCACGGUGACAACUCUACCGCGUUGCUGCGGUGCGUUGUGCUGCGACUGGGAAUUUACGCCGACUCUACCGGAGUGGAUUGCGAUCGAUUGCAGCUGCUGAUGGACAGUGACACUGCCGAAUCAUGGUCGGAAGCGCAUGCAGAGGAGGCAAAGCGAUGUGAGAAGGAUUUGCGUGAAUUAGGUGCAGACGUGUGCGUUGUUGCGGCACACUCCGUCGAGAUCUGUUACGGCUGGAGAGCGUUUGCAGCGCUUUGGCAGGUGCUGAAGGAAGAGUAUGGCGAGUCGGAUAAUGUGAUUGUAAAAGAGCGCAUGGAAGAACCGCUAGUAGAGUCGAACGAUGUUAAAAAGGAGAAAAUGGAAGAGGGCAGCAAUGAUAUCAAGGCUGAUGCGGUUGAUGUGGAGGUAUUUAGUUACCCUUCCGGUGCGCGAUAUCGAUCCCUCUUGAUGAUAGCUCCAAAAUGGAUUGCUCUAGAUGUGGCAUCCGAUUCGGACAGCUCAUCUUCCGAAGAGGAUAGCACACCGGAAAAUGAUAAGCCUGAGGUUCACGAGUUAGAGACCGAUAAAUUGGCCAAUUCAGAUAAUGCUGUAAAACAAGAAAUAACGCCAGAGCCUGAAGAACCGGUGCAAAAGGAUCCGGAAGCAUAUCACGUUGUGCACACACGCUCGGUUAUGUAUCCAAUGCCAUCUGAGGUAUAUCCGUACUGCAGGCCAGUACUACCGCCAUAUGUAUCACGGAUCAGACGUUCAUAUUCUGCCCCCCACUACCACCCACAUGAUAUACCAAUGAUGGGCAAUCGCCACUUCCAUCCAAUGUCUCAUCCUGUUGUGAAGAGAUCCAUCCCUAUGGAGCCCAUGUUCGCCCCGGCACAAUUCGUUCCAAUGCGUUUUGUUCGAGAAGCUGUUGGCCCGUCUCUCGAAACGGUCCCAGCGGAAAGUAUGAGCGAAGCAACUGCCUCUGACGGUCAACAAGAUCAAUUGGUGCCUUUGUUUGAUGCAGACUUCAAGCAAGAGGAACUGUUGAAGCUAGCUGAGGUAGCUGAUGGUAAUCUGAAUGAUGGUGGAGAAAGUGAUGCUUACGAGGAACAAAGCGUUGCUGAUGCGACACCGAACAAUGAAGAAGAUCACGCACAGGAGGCACAAUCCGUGACAGUUUCGAAAACCGAUGAGACAUUACCAACGAAUGUUGCUGAUGUGACAUCGAAUGUUGGAGAAGAUAAGGCACAGGAGGAACAAGCCGUAGCAGUUCUUAAACCAGAUGAGUCCUUACCGACUUCCGACGAUAAUGGAGAGCGUUCUGCAUUCGAGGUAAUGGAUCUGCCAGCUGCAGGCGAUGGUGAGGCUGCACCUGAAUUUGUUGAUACAGAUACAGCUGUCGGUGGAGCAGGAAACGAAGUAGGUUCCGUAGACAGUACCAAUCCAGCAGUUGCAUCAGCUGAUGCCGACAAAACUGAAACAAGUGCUCCCGAGUCACAAAAUCGUCCAGUUUUAGAAUCUGCCACUUCGGCGGAUAAUGCUGUUCCACCAGUAGCACAACCACCCUCUUCCAAUACUGUUGCUACUGAGCAAAGCAACCAGAAUGAAGCACCCGCACCGAAGGCGAUACAUCCGCACACCGUACAGCGUCUCAUUCGGGCCGUUCAUGCGUCCAACAUGAUGAAAACCAUAAUUUCUGUAUUAAAAAAACAUUGA